UCGGCGGCGGUCCAGCGGGUUCGCCCCAAAGUGAAACUAGUGCAGGCGGCGGCGUCCGCGGCGGCUCGCCGGGCGCGUAGUCAGCCAGAGACCUGAGGGUCUGGGAGGCUGGGGUCGUCCGGAAGAGGGUCCCCAAGGUCCAGACGGUCCCGGGGGAGGAUCUCGAAGGCGGGCCCCGGCGGAGGCGGGGAGGGCCCGGAGGAGGGUCCCGGGUGGUCCCCGGCUGGCCCGAGCCCGCGGCCAUGGCCGCGCCCGCCGACCCGCGGCGGCUGUGCCGGCUGGUGCAGGACGGCCGACUGUGCGCCCUGCGCGGGGAGCUGCUGGCGGCGGGGCACGCGGGCUGCGCGGGGCCGGCCGGGGACACCCUCCUGCACUGCGCCGCCCGCCACGGCCGCCGGGACGUCUUGGCCUAUCUGGUCGAGGCCUGGAACCUGGACAUCGAAGCCGCCAACCGGGACUACAAGCGGCCUCUGCACGAGGCUGCCUCCAUGGGCCACCGGGACUGCGUGCGGUACCUGCUGGGCCGGGGGGCCGCGGUUGACUGUCUGAAGAAGGCCGACUGGACUCCUCUGAUGAUGGCCUGCACAAGGAGAAACCUCGAGGUGAUCCAGGAUCUCGUGGAACACGGCGCCAAUCCGCUCCUGAAGAACAAAGAUGGCUGGAACAGUUUCCACAUCGCCAGCCGCGAAGGCGACCCUCUGAUCCUCCAGUACCUGCUCACAGUUUGCCCCUCUGCCUGGAGGACAGAGAGCAAGAUCAGGAGGACCCCACUGCACACGGCAGCAAUGCACGGCUGUUUAGAGGCAGUAGAGGUGCUUCUUCAGAGGUGCCAGUACGAACCGGACUGCAGAGACAGGUGUGGCCUCACACCCUUCAUGGACGCCGUUCAGUGUGGCCACACGAACAUGGCCAGGCUGCUCCUCGAAAAGCACAAGGCUUGCGUGUCUGCUGAGGACUCACUGGGGGCCCAGGCGAUCCACCGGGCAGCGGUCACUGGGCAGGAUGAAGCCAUCCGAUUCCUGGUCUCGGAGCUUGGCAUCAACAUUGAUGCAAGAGCAGGAUCCACCCAUCUCACGGCACUUCACUUUGCAGCUAAGGAAGGUCACGUGAGCACAGUCCAGACGCUCUUAUCCUUGGGUGCUGACAUCAACGCCAAGGACGAAAGAAAUCGAUCAGCUCAGGUGGUAAAGAAUCUGCCUGCAAUGCAGGAGACCCAGGUUCAAUUCCUCGGUCAGGAAUAUCCUCUGGAGAAGGAAAUGGCACCCACUCCAGUCUUCUUGCAUGGAGAAUCCCAUGGAUGGAGGAGCCUGGCAGGCUACAGUCCAUGGGAUCGCAAGAGUUGGUCACGACUGAGCGAUGAAACCACCACCAAACAAAAUUAACAGUGAACUUUUAUGUUUGAAAAAUUAGUCUUAAUAUUAUUCCUCUAAUAGCUCAGUACUUUUUAAUUCAAAUAACAUAUCCAUUUGCCAAGCUAUAGAACUAUUGCUAUUACCAUGGCAGCAAUGAUACUUUACUGCGGCUAGUAUUACUGUGUUCGUAGUAGCUUAAGCCACUUAACAUAUGUGACAUCCAAGCACUUUCCUUUUUUAUUUUUUCAAGCACUUUCUUUUUCAACUUUUUGUUUUGUCUUGGGGUGUAGCCGAUUAACAAUGUUGUGAUGGUUUCAGCGAACAGCGAAGGGACUCAGCCAUACAUACACAUACAUUGAUUGUCCCCCAAACCUCCCCCCUCCCCCAUCCAGGCUGGUGCACAACGCUGAGCGGAGUUCCCUGUGUCAGAGCACUUUCUGUGUUAAUCCAUGAUCACACUAGCCCCCAGGGUGUCACGUGGAUUCUUCAUAGGCCGUCUCUCUUGGAAUGCGUUUUAAAACCUUAAUCACUGUAAUUUUUUAGAUUUGAGGCUCAGAUAUUUUUAGACCUAACCCCUUAGUCUUGGGAUUUGGAAUAAAUUUUCUCAGUAGCAUUCUGUGCACCAGUGACCAUCUUGUCAGGGUUUAGUUUGACCUGUGAUGCUUCAAGGCUCACAGGUAACCCGCCCCUCACUCCAGGGCUGCAGAUGGAGGCCACUGAGUCCAGGCACACAAACUUUCUCCUGAUGGCAGGGGAGCAGGACCUGGGCUCUUCCAGCCCCCAGGAAGCAGACUGCAAACCCUCAAUGCCAGUUUUUAACCAGAGUGGGAAGGCGUGUCAGCAGUUUUUCUUUCCGUUACAUCUUUCUUACUCAUAGUGAUAUUUUUAACUUAGACAGUGAAUUCACAAAACUUUGAAAACGCCUUCUGUACCAUUUAAAAUCUCCUGGUUCUCAUUAAUUUGCUGUGUGCAUGUCAAUUGUGUCCGACUCUUUGUGACCCCCUAGACUGUAGCCUGAGCCAGGCUCCUCUGGCCAUGGGAUUCUCCAGGCAAGAAUACUGGAGUGGGGUGCCAUGUCCUCCUCCAGGGGAUCUUCCUGACUCAGGGAUCGAACCCGGGUCUCCAGCGGGUCUUCCAUUGUCAGGCGGAUUCUUUUUACCACUAGGCCACCUGGGCUCCCUGGGGGCUCACAUGGUAAAAAGUCUGCCUGCAAUGUGGGAGGACCAGGUUUGAUCCCUGGGUUGGGAAGAUCCCCCUGGGGAAGGAUAUGGAACCCCACUCCAGUAUUCUUGCCUGGAGAAUCCCAUGGACAGGAGAGCCUGACUCGGGCUACAGUUUGUGGGGUUGAAAAAGAGUCAUGAACUAACUUCUGUGUUUUAGACAAGUCUCAAAUCCUCCCCAAUUGGUUCUGUUACUUUUAAAACCAUUUCUGACCAAAUCAGGUUAAAAGGAAAAAUGUUUAGAUCCAGAGUAGACAAAGUCAUAGGCAUGAAUAUGGAACUAUGAAAUCUGUGCAGCUGAAGGAACCAGAGUUUCUGUCAGGGGCACCCAGCUCCCCUGUCUGUACUGCUGUGGGUGACGCCCUGAGCUGGGUCCUCUGUCCCCACCCAGCCCUGCACCUGGCCUGCGCGGGGCAGCACGCAGCCUGUGUCCAGUUUCUCCUGAGCUCCGGGCUCCAGGACUCUCUGGACAUCUCGGGUGCCCUGGCUCAGCAUCUUACACAGAGCCCCGACGUCCUUCAGUGCUUUGACCAC
Molecule: messenger RNA, 3106 nt
Organism: Dama dama (fallow deer)
Lineage: Eukaryota; Metazoa; Chordata; Mammalia; Artiodactyla; Cervidae
Gene: ANKRD16
Product: ankyrin repeat domain 16
Exons: 7
Coding region: 243-1382 (379 amino acids)
Biological process (GO): positive regulation of transcription by RNA polymerase II
Cellular component (GO): nucleus
Molecular function (GO): protein binding; transcription cis-regulatory region binding
Source: RefSeq, a predicted model, not a curated record